AUGCACAUCAGAGGGCAUAUAGAGUUUUACUGUUGUGAUAACCAUGAAGAAAUAAAUGGAACAUGUGUUGAAUGCAGAGACGGAUACAUAUCAGAAUCUGGAGAGGUUUGUCAGCAAUGUAAAAGUAGAUCAUAUGGAAGAAAAUGUGUAUACCUAUGUACUUGUUCAGUAAAUAAAAGAUGUGAUCAUAUACAUGGAUGUGUUGAAAUUAUAGACGAUACAACUACUGCUAGAUCAGAUUCAAAAACACAAGCUAAGUAUAAGUACCAUACAACUGAAACUAUAAGAUCAACUAGAAACAUACACGUCGGGUCAUCUACUAUUGGUUUAUUUCCUUUCGGACUCUCGAAAAGAGAAGUGAUAGUAUACUCAAUUGGUAUAGGUGGAUGCUCCAUCGGUGUACUGAUAUGCAUUGCAUUCUUUCGUCGGCAUAAAAGUAGAUCUGUUAGACAAACUGUAGAAACCAUCGAACCUUUCCAAAAUAAUAGUAUGAUCAUGAAUGAACUUCCCGUGGACAGAAUUGAGAACCUAUAUGAAACGAUUGAUGAAUCAACUAUGGAGCUGGAACUAAAUUCAACUGUUAACCAAAGUGAACACAAUCUUUCAGGUGGGUCUGAAUCUGACCAAACAAACAGUCUUAGCACAAGUAGCAAAUCGUCAGACAGCAAUGAUAUAACGUCCAUUGGAAACAAUAGCUAUCUUAAUCCAUAUCAACCUAUUGUAUCUGAUACCGAUCCACAUGUCUAUAUUUCUACAUACAAGCCAUCAGAGGAAUUUCUUAAUACUUCAUCAGAGGAAAAAGAUUCAAUUUCAAAUCAUAAAAAUUCGUUCCAGGAAUUGUUUGAAGAUUCCGAACAAAAAGAAGACUGCAACACAGAAAAAGGAUCUAAACGUAGCUCUGAAUGAUCCACGUCUUCAUGUGUCGCGGACAAAUCUGCUUAUCUCAAUCCUUAUAAUUCUUUACAGAAAACCCCAGAGGAACAGUCACUUAAAUAUAUGGAACUAAAAAGCGUUACGUCAACUUCUUUGAUUCGUUAUAUAUAUUUAUAUAUGUACAGAAAUAACACAUUCAUUAAAAAAGAAUUUAACAUGAACAUAAAUGAACAUAGGAUUGGUGUACGUACAAACUCUACAGCUAAUUUGCUGAUUUUCUAUACCCGGCAUUUGAGGGCUUUUGUUUUCUAUCAUGACUGCCUCGAUAUAAGGUUGCGGGUUACAAGGAAGCCAUAUUGGUGUCUGUUCAAACGGGUAGUCAAAUUAAAAACUGUUUCAUAUGUGCUCUAUGUAAAGUGUUGUAAACUGUUGUUAUCAUGAAGUGUUUUCCAGUCUAAUGAAAUUAUCUAAUAAUGUGUUUGUGAAUAACAGACGUUUAUAUUAAUGUACCAAUAACCCAAAUUUAGUAAGCUGUAGAUUACACUAAUUAUCUUACCUCCUAUACAAUUCUAGGAAUAUGAUUGGUUAAAGGCAACCGCGCGGAGACCGUGUAUAUUUCAUAUUAGGUUAGUAGUCGGGGCUUAUUUCAAUACACGGUUAGUAGUGAUGGUAUUUCCCUUUAUAAAAACAACACGGAGUUGAGGGAAAUCUGAAAUGUUUCAACAGACGAAGAAAUUGAUAAUGAACGAUUGAAAUAAAUUCAUAAAACACAU
Messenger RNA from Mytilus californianus (California mussel), 1646 nucleotides. RefSeq lists its product as uncharacterized. NCBI's taxonomy places the organism in Eukaryota, Metazoa, Mollusca, Bivalvia, Mytilida, Mytilidae. The transcript is spliced from 6 exons. The record is from RefSeq and is a predicted model, not a curated record. The coding region runs from base 1 to 906 and encodes 301 amino acids.